AUGCCUUCCCGCCUCGCUGCUGCCGCUGCGGUAACUUCCGACGAGAAGACGAAGCCACCGUUUUCUGAAGUCUACCUGCCACCGUUGGGGCUCCAACUGCAUUCCAUAAACGAAUGGUCCUUCUUCGAUCGUUUUCAUCUCGCCAUUGAUAUCAAAUUAUCAAUCCCUUUUCUAGGGUUUCUUCCCCUUGCACACUUACAAUCUCUGGUUUCAGGUCUUACAACUCGGUUGAGCGAUUCUGAUAAUUCUAGGGGUUUCUUAAAGGUCAGUCGAGCAAUUCUCCGGAUUGUAGGGUUUGUUUACAGGGUUUCAAUUCUGACACAAGAAGAACUGAAAUUCAUCGAGACAAAUGGGUUAAAACUUUUAUCCAAGUUAUAA
Messenger RNA from Lactuca virosa, 378 nucleotides. The record is from the annotation of a GenBank genome assembly. NCBI's taxonomy places the organism in Eukaryota, Viridiplantae, Streptophyta, Magnoliopsida, Asterales, Asteraceae.